Messenger RNA from Lemur catta (Ring-tailed lemur), 522 nucleotides. RefSeq names its product liver enriched antimicrobial peptide 2 (gene LEAP2). Bases 50 to 286 code for a protein of 78 amino acids. Lineage: Eukaryota; Metazoa; Chordata; Mammalia; Primates; Lemuridae. The record is from RefSeq and is a predicted model, not a curated record. The transcript is spliced from 3 exons. Gene Ontology annotation, biological process: defense response to bacterium; antimicrobial humoral immune response mediated by antimicrobial peptide.
GUGGGAACUGGCCCUGCCUCUGAGGCUCCAUCACCCUCCCUCAGUCAAGAUGUGGCACCUCAAGCUCUGCGCAGUGCUCAUGGUUUGCCUGCUGCUGCUGCUGGGCCAGGUAGAAGGUAACCCAAUAUCAGAGCUGAGUCCAGUGAAAAGAAGGCCACGGAGAAUGACCCCAUUUUGGAGAAGCGUUUCCCUCAGGCCCAUCGGAGCCUCCUGCCGGGACGAGUCUGAGUGCAUCACCAGGCUGUGCAGAAAGAGACGCUGCUCCCUCAGCGUGGCCCAGGAAUGACGCACACACCACGACAGCAGCGCCCGCGACAAUGCUCCAUUCUAUGGAACGUUGAUUAACUGCACUUUGCCUGGAGACCCAUAAGUGAAGCAAUCUUGUGUUUUUAAUAUUUAAAGACAGACGUAUGCUUUAAAUAAGUCUCCAUUUCUUCUUAAAAUGUUGAUAUGUGGAUAAACUUGUCAAUUUAGAGUUUAUUUUUCUAUGGAUAUUAUUAAAUGUCUCAAAUUGAAAUUUUA